Cryptococcus wingfieldii CBS 7118 is the source of this 1650-nucleotide messenger RNA. RefSeq lists its product as hypothetical. NCBI's taxonomy places the organism in Eukaryota, Fungi, Basidiomycota, Tremellomycetes, Tremellales, Cryptococcaceae. The record is from RefSeq and is a predicted model, not a curated record. Gene Ontology annotation, molecular function: oxidoreductase activity. The coding region runs from base 1 to 1650 and encodes 549 amino acids. The transcript is spliced from 6 exons.
AUGCCCCCCCGCCCAUCUCCUCCCUCCCUCAGAGGAACAAUGUCCACCCUUGCCCCCUCCGCUUUUCCCCCAUCAACCACAAAACCCUCCGGCUACUUUCAUUUCCCCGGUCUUUCUUCCGAGAGUACGAAAGUCGCUAGAGAGGUGCUGGAGGAGAACAACAGGGACUAUGAUAUAUACGAAUCAAGGCGAUUCGCGCAUAACCACUUCCCCCACUCCCUCCUCACCCGCUAUGCCCUCGGCGCUCCCCCGCACCUCUUACGCAAAACGUGGGAGCAUGAUAAGUCUCAUCUCGUCUCCCUCGACCCCCGGGCACCAGACCGGAAAGACGUCAAUGCGGACAAGUUGCCGGACAAGAUUGAUCGUGGGAAUUGGGGAGCGUUUCUGGGUAACAAGGGGCACUAUUCUCUCUACCUCCCAUUCUUCCAUUCCGAAAUCGCACGCCUCGGAUCCCAAGGCGCUCUGAUCGAAUACAUCUUCUCCCCGCAAGCCAACUGGGAACCCUUCACCCCGUUUCCCUACUCAUCCACGGGACAGCAAAGCAAACCAAAAACACCCAACAUGCUCAACCGCCUCAUGGCUGGUGCCCUACAUCCCAUGAUCCAUGUAGGAUUUGGCCUCGAAUUUGCGGAUCCGAUCGUUCUCGCUGAAGGAUUAGCAGAAGCAGCCAUCCACCCCGACUCACUCAUCACCCCCUUUAUCUCCCCAUCCUUAACCCAAUCAUGGCUCACCUCUCCCGUCCCCUCUCCUUCUCCCUCUUCACCAGCCCCCUCUCUCGCCGAACUGUAUACAGCCUUGGUCAACGAUCCUACCCUGAAACCAGUACCCUACAACCCCGAAUCUAUGAUCAACGAUCAACUACUCUCUGCUGUCUCUGAGGGCCGUGGGGAAGCUUUGGUCGGGCUUGUCGAAGGUUGGGAGGUUUCUCUCAAGGAAGACUAUGAAGGGGAAGGAGGCAAAUUUGGAUGGGAGGGUCUCAUGAGAGAUAUGGGUGUGUUUACGACUUUGUUGGCUUGUGGGACGGGGCGAAAAGGAUAUGAGCCGAGGGUGGAUUUCUUCCUUAUGCACGCCCUAACAUCCUCCAUCUUCAUCCCCGCCUACCUCCCCCUCCUCUCCCCACCCCAAAUCCGCGCAUUCCUCAAAACGUACUUGUUGGUGCUUUUUCAGAUCGCUAUUUCGAGGGGAAGACCGCCGUUGAACCCCAAUUUGAUCAUGUCUUACGAUCUUUAUCCCUCCUCUGAUUCUGAUGUGGGGUCGAAGCAGGACGAGGGGAAGGAGGGGAAGACGAUAGAGUCCUUACUCGACCCCUCCCCCCCCGUUGGAAAAGGAAAAGGCAAGAAUGUAUGGCUGGACAUCAUCGACAGAUCCCUAUCCUACCCAGAUUCUCACAUUGUCAAAUCAAUCCGUUCCCUCGUCUUCUACUCCCAGUUGUUUGGUUCUCUGCCUGCGGGCUCCUUCUCCCCUCCACCAUCAUCCAAAAACGGCACCGAGCUGCAAGGGCUAGAAAAGGUGGACGGAACGCUCUUCCAAAGAGCCGCCGGCGUCAUCAUGCGUACCAUACCAGAAGGGGAAGAGGAAGCUGGGUGGGAUCGGAGUCAGUUGGGGUAUGAUGGUGCUUGGACACAAGGGCCGGGGCAGGGGAAGCGUUAG